Molecule: messenger RNA, 1745 nt
Organism: Musa acuminata AAA Group (dessert banana)
Lineage: Eukaryota; Viridiplantae; Streptophyta; Magnoliopsida; Zingiberales; Musaceae
Product: cytochrome P450 CYP94D108-like
Exons: 1
Coding region: 90-1589 (499 amino acids)
Molecular function (GO): monooxygenase activity; oxidoreductase activity, acting on paired donors, with incorporation or reduction of molecular oxygen; heme binding
Source: RefSeq, a predicted model, not a curated record
CACCUUCUUGACGAAGGAAGUGUUCUCGGGAUUCUUCGAUUUAUUCUGCGAUCUUGAAGGCGUCCAAACCCAGAUCUGAAGACACCAUAAUGGAAAUGGACGGCCUCCUUGUGCUCUGUCCCACUCUGAUCAUCUUCCUUCUCGCCUUGCUGACCUUCUUCCUCCGGAGGUUCUUCUCAGCCCCUUUCUCCUCGAAGAGCAAGAAUUCGACGACGAUAAGCUUCUCGGAGAUCGUCAAGAACGGCCAUCGAUUCGUGGAGUGGACGGCGGAGCUAAUCCUCGCCAGCCCCACCAACACCAUCGUCCUCCCGACCUCCGUCAUCACCGGGAACCCCAAGAACGUGGAGCACGUUCUCAAGGCCAACUUCCACAACUACCCCAAGGGCCACAACCAGACCUCCGUCCUCGCCGACCUCCUCGGCGGCGGCAUCUUCAACACCGACGGCGACCACUGGCGCCUCCAGCGCAAGACCGCCAGCCUCGAGUUCAACACCAAGACCAUCCGCUCCUUCAUCCUCGGGAACGUCCACCUCGAGGUCGCCGACCGCCUCAUCCCGCGCCUCGCUCGCGCAGCUGCCAACGACGAGGUGGUCGACCUCCAGGACCUCCUCGACCGCCUCGCCUUCGACAACGUCUGCAAGGUCGCGUUCGACGUCGACCCCGCCCGGCUCGCCGGCGACGACUCAUGCGACGAGUUCUUCCGCGCCUUCGAGUCCGCGACCGCUAUAUGCAUCAGCCGUUUCCGGCAGCCGCGGCUGUUGUGGAGGCUCCGUAGAGCGCUCAACCUGGGGUCGGAGAGGCAGCUCAAAAGAGACGUCUCCGUCAUCGACGACUUCGCGAUGAGGGUGGUCAGGGAGCGGAAGGCCCGGACGGCGGAGGAGAUCAGGAACAGCAGCGACCUCCUCUCGCGGUUCAUCGCCGAGGACGACGACUUCUCGGACGAGUUCCUCCGGGACAUCGUCGCAAGCUUCGUGCUGGCCGGGCGGGACACGACGUCAUCCGCCAUGGCGUGGCUCUUCUGGCUCGUCUCCACGCGGCCGGCGGUGGAGCAGAGGAUCCUGGCCGAGAUCGGCGCCGUGCGGACGCGGCACGGAAACCGGGCGGGGACGCUGACGCUGGACGAGCUGAGAGAGAUGGACUACCUGCACGCGGCGGUGUCGGAGUCGCUGCGGCUGUACCCGCCAGUGGUGCUACAGCCGCGGCGGGCGGAGGCGGACGAUGUGCUGCCGGACGGGACGGCGGUGCGGGCAGGGAUGUCGGUGACGUACAACACGUACGCUAUGGGAAGGAUGGAGGGGAUAUGGGGCGCCGAUUGGGGGGAGUUUAAGCCGGAGCGGUGGCUGGACAAGGAGGGGGCUUUCCGACCGGUGAGCCCGUUCCGGUUCGUGGUGUUCCACGCGGGGCCGAGGACGUGCCUGGGGAAGGAGAUGGCGUACACGCAGAUGAAGGCGGUGGUGGCGAGCGUGAUGGAGAGGUUCGAGAUGGAGGUGAUGGACAAAGGACGAGAGAGGGAGGUGGAAUUCUCGAUGCUGCUGAGGAUGAAAGGUGGAUUGGUGGUGCGGGUGAGGAAAAGGGAGCUCCAACAGUAAUUGGGAGGUACGUGGUUUUAUUGAUUCCGUAGUCCGUAUACUGACUGCUCUACGUUAUGUCAUAGUGUUUUACGUCUGUUAUAUCGUAUUGAAUGUUACGUCAAAGGUGAAAAAAGGCCGCGUUCGAGAAUAAUACACUCUUUCCUUGGAAAACAA